AUAGUGCACUCUGUGUAAUAUUUUGUAUUGUAUUAAUUGCAAACUGUCAUUUCUUUAAGAAAUAUGUGUCAGUAGUUAGUUUAGUUAGCUUAAUAUAACAGUGGAGCUUUCAUCUACUAACAAAGUGCUUUUAUGGUCACUGGAUACACACAUGUUGUGACACACAAGCCAUUGAUUUGCCUGUUUCAUUUAUCCAGAUACAUGUGUUGUAUUCAGAUCUGUUACAUAUAUCGGUAGCUUGAUGUCCUAUUAGCGGUCACUCCUUCAGCUCUGAACGUGCCACAGAUUGAUUUUGGAUGUAACACUGAUGUCUAAUUCACAUUGUUUUCUAUGUCAGUUUUCCCUCCUACAAGCGAGCUCCUCACACCUUGAUCCCCUGAAGGUCUAACAUGUACAAGAAAUAUAUUCCAUCAGUGAAUCACACACACUUUCCAUCCAUGAAACAAGCCAGACUCACCGUAUGUCUCGUGUGUGGAAUAUAUUGCAGACGUGUUCUCCAUACCUGAUGUGAUUCCCACGUUGCUUCAUUCUGCAUUGCACUCAUAUCGUCUCUGUGUGCCUUGCCAGGAUAGAUAUGAUUGUGGGGCCGCCUCCCCCAACAACACCUCGCCAUAAGAAGUCCACUGAAGUUCCUAGAGUUGACCAGAUAGUUGGUAAAGGUCCCAAAGGUGAAGGAGAUGCUGUGGAGGACCAGAGUAUGAUGGGACGUCUGGUCAAAGUGGAAAAGCAGGUGGUCUGCAUGGACAGGAAACUCGACUUCCUGGUUAAUGUGUAUGUGCAGCGUAUGGGUAUCCCCCGUUCUGAAACAGAGGCCUUUUUCAACUCCAGGGAGCCGUAUCCAGCCCCGCCUUACCACAGCCCCGAGGAGAGCAAAGAAGAGAAGGAGGAAAAAGAGGAGGUACAGGAGGUGAAGACAUGCUCAGCAGCUGAUGUCCCAUGCUCUGACGGGUCCUUGGAAAAGAAAGACCCUUUACUCGGUCGAUCUGUGGCGAGAUCAGUUGGUACUCCCUCUGGGAGCAACAGCCGCCCCUCUACCUCCUGGCAGCACCAGCUGCAAAACCCCAUCAGCCAGCCUGCCUGGAACAGCAGCGUGGCCAACACCCCUUCGCCAGUAGGUGGCAGCGGCGACCAUUCGCCCACCCUGUUCCGCCUCCCACCUCCACCUGCUCCAGCUCAUGACAGAUCCUCUUCGGGUCAGGGUGGCAGCGGCAGAGAGAGCGGCUCCCACAGCAAGAGGCGCAACAGGAGGCACAGGUGCCAUCGAGAGGUCACCGCAGUAGAUAGUGACACAUACCUCUCCAUCCUGUCGGUUGACCAUGAGGAGCUGGAGCGCUCGUUCAGUGGCUUCAGCAUCUCCCAAGCCAAGGAGGACUUCUUUGGGCCCUCGUUCUUUACAGGCUUAGGAGGGGGAGCCGGAGCAGGGCCCGAAGCCGGAAGUGGACCUUCACUCUGUGCCAGGGUCAGACCAUUGCUAGCAGAGGGGGAGUCGGACACAGACUCUGACCUCUGUGCUCCCUCGCCUCUGUCUUUCACCGGAGAGGUCUCAGGUGGAGAGAGGGGGUGGUGGGCUGGGCUGAAGUAGAAAGGACUGCUCUGCUGGCAGACCUGCUGACUGUGACAGAGGCUGAUGCCCCGAUUGCCAACAUGACCAUAUCAUUAGACCUCGUGGCCACAGGCUCACUGUAGAUGAUGGCUGAUACAGACUAUAUUGGGCGGUUAUGUGCAGUUGUCUUUUUGCGAUAACAGUAAAAACGAGUUCUCACAAAAACAACGGGAUUAUCCUUUAUCAACAUUUAAGUUUGUAAUGUAACACUUCACUGGCAAUGCCUGAUUACGGUUACUUUUGUAUCCACUCAGAAUUUGAUUAAAUAGCUGUUUAGAAACCUUUCUUUAACUUAGACAAGAAGCCUUUUCGUUAUGGUACUUAGUGAGACGACACUUACACGGUGUGGAUUUGUUGAAACAAUAAAGAGAAUUGCCAUUUUGGUUCCUCUUAUGAGACGUAUGAGUAGCAUUUCAGCACGUCUUCUGUUAAACACUGACCACUUUAACAUUCAAAAGCUUGCUGGAGUUUGUAACGCGAGACUGUUGAAAUCUUAUCACGUGGUUAACGUAGUGUCUUGAUAACUUCUAUACCUUAGGAUGUCUUGAGGUGUUAUGUUGCCAAAGCCUUAGCUAUGAUGAUCAGUUAGAUUCUUGCUGAUUUUAAAAAAAAGAAAAAAUGCUUCAUUAUUAAUUCAGCCUGGCAUUUAUUUAAUACUAUGUAUGAACUCCCCUUAAAGUAAUACUGAAUACUUCUGUAAGGAUACACUAAGGAACCACCUGCAUGGCAUGAUAAAUGAUUGAUUUAAGGACUGUGUUAAGUAGGCUGCAAAAACCAAACAGUGACAAACAGUCAAACUGUGUUUUUCUUCUAUACAGUAAGAGAGAGUGAUGAAUUUAAUUAUAAAAAAAAGUGCAUGCAUGACUGGUUUCAAGCUAUGUUUUAAUUUUUCUAAGGAGCUUUGCUUGAAUUCCAAUCAUGUAAAUGCAGCCUGAGCUUGCUAAUUUCAACAGCUCUUCUUUUCUGGGUAAAUAUGUUCAUCAAAUUCUAUACACAUUAAAUACAAGAGCAGAUGUUUAAUGCUGCACAAGUAUGGGAACAGGAAGGGCAUCUGCUUGUACAUUUUGUAUUGUUAUCACAAGGCAUGCAGUGUUGAAGCUGGAUUGAGUGCACGUGAAACUUUCUCACUUGUUACUGACAUGAUGGUAUUUAGCCUGCAGUGCAUUGAACGUUCAUUUAGAUUCUCUGAUGCUACGUCAGUUUCAGACUAAAUGAGGAAAUGCAAUAAAAAGCAAGCAACGCAAUCAAGAACUCAUCCUUUAAAAUUGUUGCCUUAUUUCCACACCAAAAUUUUAGAGGUCCACAAAUCAACAAUUUCAUUUUUAACAUUUUAUAACAGUAGUGUAUGUAAAUUGUUAUGGGAGGUUCUUUGGCCUGAGAGCAGAUGUUUCAGGUUGCACAUUUAGCCAUUAAUAAUGCUAACCUUUGAAGCAUGAACAGUUCUUGUUAAAAUUAACCAAUGCCAACAUUUUAACAUUUACAUUAUAACCAAGGAAGUGUAAUUCAAUAGAGACUGUUAAUGCGCAGUCCAUAUUUUUCAGCAAAAUCAGGAAGCAACUUGCUGGCAUGAUUUUUACAACCCAUUGAAAAGACAUGUAGGGUUUUACAUGAUACCGUAGAUCAGCACCAUUGUGUAACUGCACCUUUGUCUUGUUCAAAAAUAAAACUUUGUGCAUCACUAAAAA
This is a messenger RNA of Haplochromis burtoni (Burton's mouthbrooder), 3288 nucleotides long. RefSeq names its product potassium voltage-gated channel subfamily KQT member 2-like. Lineage: Eukaryota; Metazoa; Chordata; Actinopteri; Cichliformes; Cichlidae. Bases 575 to 1582 code for a protein of 335 amino acids. Gene Ontology annotation, biological process: potassium ion transport. The record is from RefSeq and is a predicted model, not a curated record. Gene Ontology annotation, molecular function: voltage-gated potassium channel activity. The transcript has 3 exons. Gene Ontology annotation, cellular component: membrane.